AAAUAAGAGGGUCCCAUGUCAGGGCAGUUUGGAGCCAGUGAGCCCCGGCGGCGCUCGGAGCGAGCAUCACCGCGAGCAUCGCAGCGAGCGCGGAGCGACAGCGCGGAGCGGCCGGGCCAGCGCAGCGGGCACCGCGCAGCGCCAGGAGAGCCUUUCCCCGUGUGGAGCAUGAGCCGAGCGGGCAGCGGGACCCCCGGGAGCCCCGGGAGCCGGGCGGCAGCGCUGGUGCUGGCGCUGGCGCUGGCGGCGCUGCCCGCGGCCGUGUCCGGCUGCAGCUGCGCGCCCGCGCACCCGCAGCAGCUGCUGUGCGAUGCUGCGCUCGUGAUCCGAGCAAAAAUAUCCAGUGAAAAGGUGGUUCCUGCCAGUGAUGAUCCCCUUGAUACCCACAAAAUGAUCCGGUAUGAAAUCAAACAAAUAAAGAUGUUUAAAGGAUUUGAAAAGCUCAAGGAUGUCCAGUAUGUCUACACCCCUUUUGAUUCAUCACUCUGUGGAGUGAAACUAGAAGCCAACAACAAAAAGCAGUAUCUUCUUACAGGCCAGAUUUUAAGCGACGGCAAAGUGCUCAUCCAUUUGUGCAACUACAUCGAGCCGUGGGAUGAUCUAUCCUUGUCUCAGAAGAAGAGCCUGAACCAGAGGUACCAGAUGGGCUGUGGCUGCAAGAUCACCACGUGCUACAUGGUGCCCUGCUCCAUCACGGCCCCCAACGAGUGCCUGUGGACAGACUGGCUGAUCGAGAGGAAGCUCUACGGGCACCAGGCCAAGCACUACGCCUGCAUCAAGAGGAGUGACGGCACCUGCAGCUGGUACCGAGGGGGGCCUCCCCCCGAGAAGGAAUUCAUCGACAUCAGCGAACCUUGAAGGGCUCACUUCCUAAAAAAACAAAACAAACAAACCCUUGGAGGCUCAUUCCAUCCGACCCUGCACGCUCACAGCUUUGAACUGCCAUGGUCUCAUGUAUCUGUUGCUUAGAAACAAACACCAGUUGUCCUGUAAAGAGUCUGUGGGGUUGGCACUCGUGCAGGACGAGGGACAAACCUCCUGGAGGUACCUGCUCUGCUCUGUUAUGCUUUGCACAGAGGGCUGGCAAUGCUCCCCUGUGUCCUCCAAGGCAUAACAGGUUCCCUUUUGCCAAUAUGAAUGUACAAGAACAAAAGAAUUGCCAGAAUUUUGCCCCCUGUUUGAUAACCUGCAGAUUAAGAGCUCCCCGUGUUUUAUUCCAAAUCUUUCCAAUGAACUACGGAAUGUUUUAUAGAACUAUUUUUUUUUUUUUUUCUGUAUGAAAGUCUUGGAUACAAAAGAAUUAUUGUACAGUGUAUAUGUAAAGUAUUAUAACAAUGUGCUAUUAAAAAAAAAAGAUUCACAAAUAUUUCCUUAUCUGUUGAAACAAGUUGAACACUUCUGUGAUUAAAACAACCUGUGCUCCA
This is a messenger RNA of Corvus hawaiiensis (hawaiian crow), 1424 nucleotides long. RefSeq names its product TIMP metallopeptidase inhibitor 4 (gene TIMP4). Gene Ontology annotation, cellular component: extracellular matrix. Lineage: Eukaryota; Metazoa; Chordata; Aves; Passeriformes; Corvidae. The transcript has 5 exons. The record is from RefSeq and is a predicted model, not a curated record. Bases 16 to 858 code for a protein of 280 amino acids. Gene Ontology annotation, biological process: negative regulation of membrane protein ectodomain proteolysis; negative regulation of endopeptidase activity. Gene Ontology annotation, molecular function: metalloendopeptidase inhibitor activity; protease binding.